Medioppia subpectinata is the source of this 2400-nucleotide messenger RNA. NCBI's taxonomy places the organism in Eukaryota, Metazoa, Arthropoda, Arachnida, Sarcoptiformes, Oppiidae. The record is from the annotation of a GenBank genome assembly.
AUGCAAUCGUCGGACGAAGAACUCAUAAGUACUGAUAAAAUGGAGGAAUUUGUGGCCAAAUUGUCGGCCACUAUAUCGUCGACAAUGAGUGGUAAUACUGUUGCCGAAGAACACAGUAAUCUCAGAGACAACACAACUGUCGACAGCACUGAUCACCCGAUAAAUUGGUCAUCAGUUGGGACACAAACACGUGAUAUAAGUGAAGACACGAGUGAUAAGACAAUGGAUGACACCAUCGAUGACAAACCAUUGAAAAGCGAUUCAAAUGAGUCACCGAUUGGGACAACGGAUCCAACAAAUGAAUUGGCCGUCGAUGACAGUAAUCACAAGACAUCAGAUCCAAACGCACAUUCAGAUAAGUCGCUCAACACAAGUAGUGAUCAACUGGCAGUCAUCGGGAGUGCAAUACAAACGCCAAUCAAUCAAAUAACACGUGAUUCGAGUCCAGACACAAGCGAUUCCAAUGAUAAUAAGGGAGAAGACAUGACUGAUAUCACUAAUCAGGGAACUAGUGAUUUACCACAAGUGGAUGAAACAAUUGGAUUAAUAACUCAUGAGUUGCCAUUAGAUGUCGCACAAGAUAUGGAUUCAAAGCAAACAACACGUUGUGUUGAGACGUUAAAUAUAUUGAAAGGGCGUUCAAUUGAACCGCCAAUCAGUCAAACAGGUGUUAAAAGUGUUGUUUCGCAGUCAAUGAGUGCCAAACGCGCGCCACGGAAGCAGACAUUACUGGUGAGGACUGAGUUGCCCGCACACAACGACCAGUGCUUACUGUCACCAUUACCAACGCCCGGAACCGCUAACCAUAUUCAAGAGUAUACAGUACUUAAGCCUUUGAAAGUGGUGUCAAAGCAAUCGCCAAAUAUCAUACACUUAAUGGAGGCGACGGAACCGAUUGUCACGACUAAUGUCUCGACGCCACAAUCGAUGCCAACGAUUGACGAAGAAUUCAAGUGUCCGAUCGGUGACUGCGCCCAUGUGUUUGACAACUUCGGUCAAUACACCCGACAUGUGAUCCAUUGCCAGCGGGUGUGCAAAGAGUGCGCUCUCGUGCUGACCGACGCGGAAGAGCUCGAACAACAUCAGCGGCUGUUCCGGCGGCGAGACGUGGACUACAUGUGCACUGACUGUCAUCAGCUCUGUCUGACUGAGAGGAAUAUGGUUUUGCAUAACUCGUGGCGCCACAAACGGCCGUAUCUGAUGUGCGAUACAUGCGAUUACAUCACCGACUCGGAGGACAGGCUCGAGACGCACGCCAUUUACCACGAGAUGGGACUCAUAGAGACGCCCAAAGCUAUAUACGAGUGCUUUCAUACCCAGUGUAGACAGCGGUACAAACGCCUGUCACCGUUUCGGCGUCAUUUGGUUCGCGACCACAAGAUUAAUGCUAAUUCAGUGAAGGAUUCAUCCGAUUGGGUCACUGCAGACAUGAAUGGCGGCGAAGAACCGAUUCCGGCCAUCAAUGAGUCGGUAAAGACCGAACAGACCUCUUUAGCGGCGGUGGCGGUAGAUAUUGUCAAACCAUUUGAGACGGCGCCAGAAGUGGCCGAAACACCGAUAGCGGCGGUCGUGCCCGCGAUGACUGAGUCUACUGAAGCACAUGUGGCUGUGGCGGCCGAUACGCCCCCAACGCUAAAGCCUAUGACACCGCUAAAGCCUAAGAUCACAACAACCAUUACACCCAUACCUAUCGACUCCCCGCCAAAGGCCAGUCUCAGUAACCAAUCAUUACCGGAGCGGUCGCUCGAGUGUACGUUUACGGGCUGUAAACAACUCUUCGCUGAUUUCAAUGCUUUAGACACGCAUUGGAUUAAUAAACACGGGAUUUACGUGCGAACGACCGCUAAGAAGCCGACGCCAACCGCCAGAGGCCAGAAGCGGCGACUCAGCGACCAAACCGCUCAACGGUUACGCGAAGAGCACCUGUUCUACCGGACAGACAUCCAGUACUCGUGCAGCGACUGUCGCCAACUGUUGCUCACCGAACAGAAUCAGGUGUUUCACGACCAUUGGCUGCACGGGAAGCCGUGUCUGUUGUGCGAGUCGUGCGAAUUCAUCACGACAUCGGCGAAUCAGGUGUUUCACGACCAUUGGCUGCACGGGAAGCCGUGUCUGUUGUGCGAGUCGUGCGAAUUCAUCACGACAUCGGCGGUGAAGCUGACGAAACACCGCGAGUAUCAUCAAAACGGAUUCGUGGUGUUUAACAAACGCUCGUUCGAGUGCUUCGAGUGUCGCAUGAAGUGCGGGACCGAAGAGUUUCUGCGAUAUCAUCUCAUAAACAGACAUCAGAUUAAUGCCGAACUCAUUAGACUCACUCCGGAGGACAGGGUUUUAGAUUUUAAUCCAAUUGUAUUUAGUCUGAAGAUCUCAAUCAAACGCAAUACUUUUGAUCUCAAUUAA